AUGGAAAGAGCCAAUUUGUCUUUGUCAAAAAGCAAGUUAAAAUCUACUUACCAGCAUGCAAAUUUCUCAUUUGGCUUUCUUUUUGGUUGCAGAUCUUCGAAGUUGGUUGAGCCCAAAACGAAAGACGAACUUGAUGAAAUAGACAACUUCUUUAAGUCACAAUUGGGUCGUAAAAACUACUGGGUGGGAUACGCUAAGAUUCAGAUGACUAUUUUCGAAGAAUGUGAUACUCCUCUAAACGACGCUGAGUUCCGAAGUAUCAGUGAUUUUUCGCCGAUUCCCGAGGGUAUGUGGAAACGAUCCGAACCCAACAAUCAUCGCUCACAAGGUGAAUGGUGCGUUGAAUCGGAGGUCGGUAAGGGUCUGAAUGAUGAAAAUUGUGACAAUGAUAAUUCAAAUGAUGUCGUAAAUGUUGCACUGUGUGAAUACAAUUUGCCAUCUGCAGCCGGCGGUUCUAAAAAAGACAAGAAUGAUGGACCUAGUGAAAGUGACGAAUCUGAUGAAGAUGACGAUGCCACUGGCGCUUCCAGUGAACACGACGAUGCGAAAAAAGAUGGCGACUCCGAAGAAGACGAAGACGAUAAUUCCGAGGAAGAUGACGAAUCAAAUGAAGACGAUGGUCACAACGGAGAUGACGAAUCUGGCGAGGACGAUGAAUCCAAUGAAGACGAUGAAAACGACGAUGACGACAGUGAAGUUGGAGAAGAUGACUCCAAAGAUGAAGAUUCAGAUCAUUCGAAUACCAAGAAGACGCCAUGCUGA
Messenger RNA from Symsagittifera roscoffensis, 762 nucleotides. RefSeq lists its product as uncharacterized. The coding region runs from base 1 to 762 and encodes 253 amino acids. The record is from RefSeq and is a predicted model, not a curated record. The transcript has a single exon. Lineage: Eukaryota; Metazoa; Xenacoelomorpha; Acoela; Convolutidae.